AUGGUCGUCGUUGACCACCACGAGUACCUCUGCGAGGAAGAAAAACGCCUGAAAGAAGACCGGGAACGCAAGAAAUACUGGAAGAAAUGGGGUCCCUACGUUGCUGAAAGGCAAUGGGCAACAGUCCGGGAGGAUUACUCCGACAAUGGCGAUGCCUGGAGUCAUUUCUCGCACGACCAGGCGAGGUCCAGAGCUUAUCGUUGGGGCGAAGACGGUAUCGCUGGGGUCUCGGACACCCAUGGCCUCCAGAACGUGGCAUUUGCUUUUUGGAACGAGAAGGACGACUUCUUGAAGGAAAGACUCUUUGGUCUAAGCAAUCCCCAGGGAAAUCAUGGCGAAAGCAUCAAGGAGGCGCACUUCCAUCUAGACAACACUCCCACACAUUCGUAUAUGAAAUAUCUCUACAAGCUCCCUCAGAGACGAUUCCCUUACGAGCAACUGAUCCAAGAAAACGCUAAGCGGGGCAAACAUGAGCGCGAGUUCAACAUCAUUGACUCCGAUGCUUUCAAGGGCAAUCGCUAUUUUGACAUUUUCAUCGAAACCGCAAAAGAGACGGACGAUCCAGAAGAACUGUUGUUUCGCGUGACGGCUUACAAUCGUGGCCUAGAGCCUGCUCCUUUGCAUAUCAUCCCUCAUAUGUGGUUCAGAAACACCUGGACGUGGGGUCAUGAAGCCGAGAAGCUGAAACCCAACAUUCGCAUGGUCGGCCCCAUGACCGCUCAGUCAAAGCACUACAAACUGGGCACUCGUUUCUUUCAACUGUCUCCAUCUCCAGGCUGCGGUCCGGACGCCGACGACGUCCAUCCACAGCUCAUGUUCACGGAAAAUGACACCAACCAUGAGAAGCUCUAUGGAGUAAAAAACAAGCAACCAUACGUCAAGGAUGCGUUUCACCGAUGGAUUGUUGACGAAGAGAAAGGUGCUAUUAAUCCUCGCUGUUCCGGGACAAAAUGUGCGGCCUGGUUCGACUUUGGCCAAGGCGACGGCGUUCCUCCGGGAGAAUGUGCAGUGGUCAGAUUCCGUCUGUCACGCAAAUAUGACGGGUACCUCAAUGAAGAGCUUCUGGAUGAUAUCGUAGAGCAGAGGCGCCAGGAAGCUGAUGAGUUCUAUUAUCGCAUCAGCCCUCUUCCCAUGGCUGACGAUCUGAGGAAUAUCCAGCGUCAAGCAUUUUCAGGCAUGCUGUGGUGCAAACAGCAUUAUUAUUUCAUCUGGGAUCAAUGGGCCAACGGCGACCCAACGAUGCCGCCUCCCCCGCCCAACCGCAAAUCUGUCCGAAAUCUCCAUUGGAAACACAUGUACCUGGACGACAUCCUGUCGAUGCCCGACUCCUGGGAGUAUCCGUUCUUCGCAGCGUGGGACUCGGCGUUUCAUUGUAUUCCACUGGCAAUGGUCGACCCGGAGUUUGCGAAGAAACAGCUUGAUUUAUUCACACGAGAAUGGUACAUGCACCCCAAUGGACAACUACCGGCUUAUGAAUGGAAUUUUGGCGAUGUCAAUCCUCCGGUGCACGCCUGGGCUGUCUUCAGGACAUUUAAAAUCGAGCGGAAGAUGUAUGGUCGACAAGAUCUCGACUUCCUCGAACGUGUCUUUCAGAAACUUCUCCUCAACUUCACCUGGUGGGUGAAUCGCAAAGACUUUGACGGCAAAAAUGUCUUUGAGGGCGGUUUUCUCGGACUGGACAACAUUGGUUUGUUCAACCGUUCCGAGCCAUUGCCGACCGGGGGUGUGCUGGAACAAGCUGACAGUACUGGAUGGAUGGCAUUCUACUGCCUCUGCAUGCUGAACAUCUCGCUUGAACUUGCCAAACAUCGGCGAACAUACGAAGACAUUGCCUCCAAAUUUUUUGAGCAUUUCAUCUUGAUCUCAGAUGCCAUGACAUUCCGCGCCGGUGGCGCCGAGAAGAGUCUGUGGAAUGAUGAAGAUGGAUUCUACUACGACGCAAUCUCUUGGGGAGGGCCAUGGACGCAGCAAAUGCCUGUCCGUUCGCUUGUUGGUCUCAUUCCUCUGUAUGCGGUGCUUACCCUGGAACCGGAACUGAUCAACAAGUUCCCCAACUUCAAGCGAAGAAUGGAUUGGUUUAUUGAAAACCGUCAUGACGUUGCAGAACGCAAUAUCGCCUCGAUGCGAAAACGAGGCAAAGACGAGCGUCUCCUGCUGUCCCUCGUCAGCAAGGACAGACUCGAGAAAAUUCUCACGAGAAUGCUGGACGAGACCGAAUUCUUAUCCGAGCACGGUAUCCGAAGCUUAUCCAAAUACCAUGAAGACCACCCCUAUAGCAUGGACGUCAAUGGCCAACGGUUCAAAGUCAGCUACGUUCCAGGAGAUUCAGAUUCGGGCCUGUUCGGCGGCAACUCGAACUGGAGAGGUCCGAUUUGGAUCGCCGUGAAUUUCCUCCUGGUCGAAUCACUGCUUCGAUUUUACAUGUUCUACGGCACCAAUCUGCAAAUUGAAUGUCCUACCGGCUCUGGUGAUUACAUGCACUUGGGUCAUGUAGCCGAAGAACUUCAACAUCGUCUACAGCAUCUUAUGGUUCGAGAUCAUAAGGGCCGUCGCGCUAUCAACGCGGGGAAUGAUACUUUGGACUUCGACCCUCACUGGAAAGACUACCUAUGGUUCUUCGAGUUUUUCGACGGGGAUACUGGUCGUGGCCUCGGCGCUUGUCAUCAAUGUGGCUGGACUGGCUUGAUGGCCAAGAUGAUCCAUGAUACGGGGAUCAAUUGCCGCCUCCCUCAAACUCCACGUACGCCAUCCACCGCUGCAGCCCAUUAUUUCGAUGACACCCUCAGUCGGGGACUGCCGAGAAAGAAUACAUAUGUCGGUACACCUGGACCCGACGGCCUCAAGCCUCCCGGAAGACGGCGAUCAUCGACGUCUCGUUCCAUCGGCAACCGGACCAGUCUAGUCUCCAGUGCCAAUGGUGACCGUAAAUCCACCAUCGCGGUUAGUGAUGCUGACGAAAAUGGCGACAUAUCUUAUUUUGAUAUGAAGCCACAAUCUCAGGUUUCUGAAUCCGACGCAUUUGGACAAGAAGAUGUACUGGAGAAAGCACGCCGCAAAAGUGUCGCCGACACCCAUUACGACAAAUACGUCAGCGAGCAACUCAGCCGAAUCAAGACAGAAGAAAGUAUCGCUGUCUAUGAAGACGAAUUUGAGGCUCAGCUGGACUAA
Messenger RNA from Rhinocladiella mackenziei CBS 650.93, 3168 nucleotides. RefSeq lists its product as uncharacterized. Gene Ontology annotation, biological process: oligosaccharide metabolic process; protein N-linked glycosylation. The record is from RefSeq and is a predicted model, not a curated record. Gene Ontology annotation, molecular function: Glc3Man9GlcNAc2 oligosaccharide glucosidase activity. Gene Ontology annotation, cellular component: endoplasmic reticulum membrane. The transcript has 2 exons. Lineage: Eukaryota; Fungi; Ascomycota; Eurotiomycetes; Chaetothyriales; Herpotrichiellaceae. The coding region runs from base 1 to 3168 and encodes 1055 amino acids.